CUUACUCCUGCACUGCCCGGGGCGCGCUGCCCUGCUCUUGCACCGCCCGGGGGGGGCUGCCCUGCACAGCACCGUGGGCGGCCCUGCCCUUAUCCCCGGAGAGGGCUGAUUUGAGCCGAGCCCCGCUGCUCCUAUCCCGGGGAUCCUGGCCCGAGGGUGGCUCGGCACCAUCCCGAGGGGCUGCGCUGCUCGGGGAGUGAGCACCCAUUCCCGAGGGGGACUGCCUUGCGCCUAAGCCCGCUGCGCCCAUCCCGGAGAGCUGUCCUGCGCCGGGUGGGUGGCUAGCACCUAUCCCAGAGGGAGCAGGCUGCCGUGCGCCCAUCCCCGGGGUCAGCACCUACCACGGGAGUGCGGGGACUGCAGCGCGCCCAGCCCCGCUAUCCCCGCCGCGGGGCGGCCCCGGGCUGCCGCUUCUCCCGUCGCCGGUGACCGGCUCCUGGCUCCCACCUCGUUUCAUGUUUGUGGAUAGGGAGGAAAAAUCCCAAACCAGAGGUGAGCUAUGAGAGGACAGUGAUUUCUGUAGCCUGGAGUUGGGAUCUGGCAAGGCAGCUGAAGUUCCUGAAGCAAGAGGUGGAUGGCUGAAGGUGGCUCUUCGGCGAGGAACUGAACAGUCCCAAACAGGCAUGGGGAGGGAAGGACAGGAUCAGCAGUUUGAGUGCAAGCCUUGUUCUUGCUGCGUAAAUGAGUAUGGAAGAUUAUGAUUUCCUCUUCAAAAUUGUUUUAAUUGGCAACGCUGGUGUGGGGAAGACCUGCCUAGUCCGUCGCUUCACUCAGGGGCUUUUCCCACCAGGGCAAGGAGCCACGAUUGGGGUUGACUUUAUGAUUAAAACUGUGGAGAUAAACGGUGAAAAAGUAAAGCUGCAGAUCUGGGACACAGCAGGACAGGAGCGAUUCCGAUCCAUCACGCAGAGUUACUAUCGCAGUGCUAACGCGUUGAUCUUGACCUACGACAUCACCUGUGAGGAAUCCUUCCGGUGCCUCCCCGAGUGGCUGCGGGAAAUUGAGCAGUAUGCCAGCAAUAAGGUCAUAACUGUGCUAGUGGGUAAUAAGAUUGAUUUAGCUGAUAAGAGGGAAGUCUCCCAGCAAAGAGCUGCAGAGUUUUCCGAAGCACAGGACAUGUACUAUCUGGAAACGUCAGCAAAAGAAUCGGAUAAUGUGGAAAAACUCUUCCUGGACUUGGCCUGCCGGUUGAUCAGCGAGGCACGACAGAACACCCUUGUGAACAAUGUCUCAUCCCCCCUACCAGGAGAGGGGAAAAGUAUCAGCUACUUGACUUGCUGUAAUUUUAAUUAAAGAGCUGACAUGUGGGCCAUGGGCCAAGAGGAUUUUUUUUUUUUUUGGUGGGAUUUAUCUGCUUGAAAGAAUUCCUGCCAAUCUGACCCAUGUGACUUACCCUGAGUCAGGUUGCAGUCCUGGAAACAUGGCAGACUGAUGGCUCCAACUACAUGGCAAGGUAGCAGGGUUUAAAUUUCAUUUUUCUCAAAGUCUGUGGAGCAGGUCAGGAAAGGAGGAGUUGCACAAGUCCUUCAUGUAAUGCAGAACAUGAGCUGUUUUGUUUCCUUCUAUGGGAGAGUAGACCAGCCUCUCUUGAAGAUAUUGAAAAGAUCAAAAUCUGUCUUACAGAACAAUGUGUUUGAUCGUUUUUAAAGUUAAAAAAAAAAAUAAGAAAAACCCCAACAAUGAAUGCUGACUUUGGACUACGCUGGUAAUCUUCCUGUCAGUGAGUGAGCUCUUAGGACAUGUACAUAACGUCUGCCCACCUGUCUUCAUGGAGGACUCUGGUGUUUGAAAUAGUGUUAUGUGUCUCAUCUACAGGCACUUUCAUGAACGUGGGGAAAAAAAAAAGUUACGUAUAUCAACGUUUUCAAGACUGAAGAAGACAUGGAUACAGCUCAGUUGCUCCCUUUGGUGCUAGCAGUUCAGCAGAUAUUCCAUAGACCAAACAUAGUCUUACUACAUUACUAUUCUCUGAAUGUGUAACUUAGACUGGUUAAGAAAAAAACACUAAUAAGCACUGUUCAUAAAAAUAAAAAAAUCUCAUUACCUCUUUUUCUAGGCCUGAACAUAGUGGGAAAGGACUGUGCUUUUCUUUGACAUCCAGUGUAGGAUGACAAGAGUUUCCAGAAAUAAAAAUAAAUAAAUAAACAAA
Corapipo altera (White-ruffed manakin) is the source of this 2149-nucleotide messenger RNA. It is a transcript of the gene RAB30, whose product is annotated as RAB30, member RAS oncogene family. NCBI's taxonomy places the organism in Eukaryota, Metazoa, Chordata, Aves, Passeriformes, Pipridae. Gene Ontology annotation, molecular function: GTP binding; GTPase activity. The coding region runs from base 682 to 1293 and encodes 203 amino acids. Gene Ontology annotation, biological process: Rab protein signal transduction. The record is from RefSeq and is a predicted model, not a curated record. Gene Ontology annotation, cellular component: trans-Golgi network. The transcript has 7 exons.